UUCCAUAUAACAGGAUUUCCCAUAGACGACAAGCCAAUACACCUUCCUCAAUUCUUUGAUGUCCUCUUCAGAGCCUCCGUACCCAAACCAUCAACCACGAGCUGAAUCAGUUCGAGUUUUCACACUUAAUGACCAUGGCAUCAUCACUACAUGUGUUCAGUUUACUGGAUUUUGUUCUCGCAUUCGCCCAUCGCCAUUUUCCAUUGGUGAUGCUCGGUCUUGUGGCUGUCGUCUUCCUUGUUAGUAAAAGAAAAGCCUCAGUCUUUUUACUGGACUUCAAUUGCUAUAGGCCGCCCGAUUCUUGUCGGCUACCUAAGUGCAUGUUCCAGGAGCAUCUUUUUCUCGACGAAAAGGUCGAUCAAAAGAGCAAAGCUUUCCUAAGCAAGAUCUUCGAGAAGGCAGGGUUCAGCGAAGAGACCAGCAUUCCCGCAUCGAUUGCCGAGUUACCCAUAACAAAAUCACUUUCUUCUGGCCUAGAGGAAGCCGAGACGGUCAUUUUCCCCGUUGUACAUGGGUUGCUGAGGAAGAACAACGUUAGCCCUAGAAGCAUAGACAUAUUGAUUUGCAACAGUACUAUGUUUUGUCCCACGCCGUCUCUAACUGCCAUGGUGGUGAACAAGUUCGGAAUGAGGAGCAAUAUCCAAAGCUAUAACCUCUCUGGCAUGGGGUGCAGCGCCGGUGUCGUGUCCGUAGGCCUGGCACAAGACCUGUUGAGGGUUCACAGGAACUCCUUGGCCCUUAUCAUAAGCACCGAGAUUCUCAGCAUGAACUGGUACAAGGGUAAGAACACAUCCAUGUUGAUAUCCAAUUGUCUCUUCCGAAUGGGAAGCGCGGCGCUGCUCAUGUCGAGCCGAGACCAAGACAAGAAGGCGGCCAAGUAUGAGCUUCAACACAUUGUCCGAACGACCAGAGCUCAUGACGAUCAAUCUUAUGCAUGCGUGUACCAGGAUGUGGACUCCGAGAACGAACUUGGGGUGUCGAUAUCCAAGAGCAUUGUGACUGUUGCUGGGGAAGCACUAAAAGCAAACAUGGCUUCCUUAGGCCCUCUGGUUCUGCCUUACACAGAGCAGUUCCAGUACGCAUUGUCCAUUAUCAAGCGAAAGCUCAGUACCAGGAGGAAAACAGAGAUUUACAUACCGAAUUUCAGGAGAGCUUUCGAGCACUUCUGCAUACAUGCCGGAGGGAAAUCCGUCAUAGAAGCGAUCGGAAAGAACUUGAAGUUGGGUGAAGAAGAUCUGGAAGCAUCGAAGAUGACUCUAUACAAGUUUGGGAACACCUCAGCUUCAUCCAUCUGGUAUGAGCUUGCUUACGCAGAAGCCAAAGGGAGAGUAAAAGAGGGGGAUAGGAUAUGGCAGAUUGCCUUAGGGAGUGGGUUUAAGUGCAAUAGUGCCAUGUGGAGGUGCAUAAACCCAGCAAGAUCACAGGCAGCCAAAGUGUGGGAAGGCAAAAUGGAGUAAGACAGUAUCGAAGUACAGCAGAUCUCAUGAGAGAAGCAGGUUCUAUCUCGAUGAGUUAGCAGACAUAAGCUUGCAGCUUCAUCUCUGAAUUGUUAUCUUCAUGAAAAUGCAAAUUCUAUCUUUAGAUCAACCAGAGUAAUGGGUAUAUUGUAACCAUCCUUCAAUCUUAGCAAGACAGAGUCCAAGCCCUCUGCUCUUAGCUAAGAUGCAUUUUUAAUUAAAUCUCCAGCACACACUAAGUAGCAUAUUUCAUCAUGAGGGUGUUCAUGUCCCUAGCUCAACAAUUUUGGAACUCAAAACUCGAUUCAUAGUGAAAAGGACAACGAAAAUAAAUCUGCUUGCAAUCUGAAAGCCAGAGAGUUACAAACCAAAAUCCAAUAAGAACAUUGAAAUGUUGGAAAAUGGUGAACGACAUCUUUUGAGCAAGUGAAUCAUGAUAUUCUAAUGUU
Rhodamnia argentea is the source of this 1906-nucleotide messenger RNA. RefSeq names its product probable 3-ketoacyl-CoA synthase 21. Gene Ontology annotation, cellular component: membrane. Gene Ontology annotation, biological process: fatty acid biosynthetic process. The coding region runs from base 129 to 1457 and encodes 442 amino acids. The record is from RefSeq and is a predicted model, not a curated record. Gene Ontology annotation, molecular function: acyltransferase activity, transferring groups other than amino-acyl groups. The transcript has a single exon. NCBI's taxonomy places the organism in Eukaryota, Viridiplantae, Streptophyta, Magnoliopsida, Myrtales, Myrtaceae.